AUGCUUGUCAAUUUUGUCAUUUCUUGUAUUGCGGUCGGCGCCGCGGCCAUGCCUACUGGUAAGCCCUUGCAAGACGGGGAUAUCAGUGCUGCCCAGGCCUCGUCACUAAGCCACAGCGAUGGUCCAAGCCACAUCGUGGCUCGCAGCCCGGCUCUUUGGGACAAAGUGAGGUCAAAGAAGAAGAAGCAGGAUCUAAGGAACCUACGGCCCAAGGAACGGCGACCGCCCAAGAAUGUAAACUGGGACGGGGAGAUCGUUGUCGAGACACCGGGCACGGCGCCAUCCAUAGCAAGACCAAUACGACCAGAUGUCCCCAUCUCGCAGGUGAUGGCACCAGCACAACGCCCCGCCGCUGCCUCGUCACCACCACGUCCGCAACAGGAGUGGGUUCCGCAUCCGUCCUAUGCACCGGAAGACCCGGACACGUGGGAGAACGAUGUGCCGCCUUCCCAGCAGGCGAUACAGGCCGUAGAGGAUUAA
Molecule: messenger RNA, 480 nt
Organism: Pyricularia pennisetigena
Lineage: Eukaryota; Fungi; Ascomycota; Sordariomycetes; Magnaporthales; Pyriculariaceae
Exons: 1
Coding region: 1-480 (159 amino acids)
Source: RefSeq, a predicted model, not a curated record